Molecule: messenger RNA, 7416 nt
Organism: Triplophysa dalaica
Lineage: Eukaryota; Metazoa; Chordata; Actinopteri; Cypriniformes; Nemacheilidae
Gene: col22a1
Product: collagen, type XXII, alpha 1
Exons: 65
Coding region: 185-5044 (1619 amino acids)
Source: RefSeq, a predicted model, not a curated record
CGAGCUCUGAGGAUUACCUGUGGAAGCUCACCUGGAUUUUGAUUUGGAGGAGGAUGCUGUUUUGAUAACUGGUGUGUAUUCUUCUGGAGGUGGAAUAUCUUCUCGUAUCGCCGGACAGCACAGGUACAACAACUUGAUGAUCUUCACACCUUAGCAAGAACAUCACAGAACAACAGUGGAGGAAAUGGAGUUUCGAUUUGGGUUCAGGAUCAUACUGGUCCUGACCACACUGGCUCUGACACUAUUUGGAGGAGGUGUUGAAGCUCAAAGGGCAGGGUGCAAGAACGUUCACUAUGACCUGGUCUUCAUCUUGGAUACUUCGUCCAGUGUGGGCAAGGAAAACUUUGAGAAGAUCCGUCAGUGGGUGGCGAAACUGGUGGAAUCUUUCGAAAUAGGCAUGGAUAAAACACGUGUGGCCGUCGUCCGCUACAGCGACCGGCCAACCGCCGAAUUUAACCUGGGCAGGUACAAAACCCUCGAGGAGGUCAAGCGUGCCGCUGGGAACAUACGCUACGUGGGUGGGAACACCAAGACUGGAGACGCUAUAAGUUUCACCGUCAACAACAUCUUCACGGAGAGGACGGGAGCACGGCCCGCCGCCAAGGGCUUUCAAAAAGUGGCCAUCUUGGUAACUGAUGGCAAGAGUCAAGAUUACGUUCUAGAGCCGUCUGUGGCGGCCGCGGCUGCUGGAGUCAGGUUGUUUGCGUUGGGGAUCGGAGAGGCCCUAAAGGAGGAACUGGAGGAGAUUGCCGCCGAGCCCAAAAAUGCUCACGUGUUCCAUGUGACCGACUUCGACGCCAUUGAUAAGAUCAGGGGGAGGUUGAGGAGGAGACUCUGCGAGAACGUCCUGUGUCCCAACAUGAAGGUCCAGUCGGGACGAUUCAGACCGAACAGCACCAGUGCUGGACAGACGGAGGUCCCAGGUUUUGAUUUGAUGGAAUACUUCAAUGUGAGAGAUUUUCUGGGGGAGAAGUUUGAGCCUGGUCAAACCCCCUACGUGAGGCUCGGGACCAUGCCCAUUGUCCAAAAAACAGAAGAUGUGUUAUCUCAAGGUCUACCCGAUGAAUAUGCCUUUGUGACAACAUUUAAGUUCAGGAAAACGUCUCGUAAGGAUAACUGGUACCUGUGGCAGGUCUAUGACAAAUACGGCAUCCCGCAGGUUUCCAUCCGUCUGGACGGCGAGAACAGAGCGGUGGAGUACAAUGCAGUGGGUCUGACUAAGGAUGCGGUCCGGGCCGUCUUUAAGAACCCAGAAGUGGACGACCUGUUUGACCGUAACUGGCAUAAGAUCGGAAUGAGGGUGGACUCCAAGUCUGUGUCGCUCUUCUUGGACUGCAAACACAUUGAGACGGUGCCCAUCGAGGACAGAGAGGAUAUCGAUAUCCAGGGAAAGACCGUCAUCGGAAAGAGAGUCUACGACAGCGUACCGAUUGACUUUGACCUCCAAAGAAUGGUGAUCUACUGUGACGGUAAACAAGCCGAGCAGGAGACAUGUUGCGAUGUUCCUGGUGCUCCUUGUGAACAAACUCUGGUGACCGAGGCCCCCCCUCUCCCAUUGCCCACCCCAAAACCCACCAGUGCUGAGCAGCAGAAACCAGCCACGUUCAACUGCUCCUGUCCCGCAGGGGAAAGGGGUCAGACAGGCCCACAGGGUGUCAUGGGGCCCAAGGGUGAUAAGGGUGAUUAUGGUCUCAAAGGGCCAGAGGGACCACCAGGAGUCAAAGGGGAGAGAGGAGAGCGUGGUGAGGCUGUCUCUAUCAAAGGUGAUAGAGGGGAAAAGGGGGACAGAGGUGAGCAGGGUGAAACAGGAGCCAGAGGAAACAGGGGAGAGAGAGGUUUAGAUGGUUUGAAAGGGCUGGCUGGAAAGCAUGGUGAUAAAGGAGAGAGAGGUGGGCCAGGACUUACAGGUGAAGCUGGGUUACCUGGGCCCCUCGGACCAAAGGGUAUCCAAGGUGAUUCUGGUCCUCCAGGUAAUCCAGGUCCUCAGGGGGUCUCUGGCAGUGCAGGAAUAAAAGGAGAAAAGGGAUUGUCUGGAGAUCGGGGUGAUCCAGGUCUAGAUGGGUUUCCAGGAAAAUCUGGAGUUCCAGGAAAAGAUGGUCUCAGAGGUUUAUCCGGUGCUCCUGGUACAAGUGGAGUCAAGGGAGAAAGGGGAGAGAGAGGACUUCCUGGAAUUCCUGGAAAUGCGGUUCAACUGGAUGGCCUGAAGGGGGAAACGGGCACCCCUGGUCCUCGAGGACCCCCAGGAGCAGACGGACCUCCUGGACCUCCUGGUCCAGCCGGACCCCAAGGUUUGCCCGGAGUGUCUGGCGAGAACGGACAAAGGGGUAAGAAAGGAGAGGAUGGUUUGGCAGGAGUCGAUGGGCUUCCUGGAGCACCUGGACCUCAGGGGCCUUCUGGACCUCCUGGCAGCCCGGGACAAGCAGGGUCUGCCGGCUUACCUGGAGAAACUGGAAAGGCAGGGAAACCAGGAGAACCAGGCCUUCCAGGAAGUGAUGGAUUAGAUGGCAUCCCUGGAACUGAUGGCGAUAGGGGACAAAGAGGAGAACCUGGACAGGAUGGUUUACUGGGCAAACCCGGACCGAAGGGAGAUGAAGGUCCUCCAGGACCACAAGGACCUGCAAGUGAACGGGGAGAGCCAGGUGUAGCCGGCCAAGCAGGCCCAAUGGGACCCAAAGGAGAGAGAGGAGGCCAGGGAGAAAGAGGAAGAGAUGGACCAACUGGGUCUAAUGGAGAAAAAGGAGACAAGGGUGACAUUGGGCCCAGAGGACCACCGGGAGCUCCAGGAAAUGUGGCCGAUGUGAUUCCUGAACCGGGUGAACCGGGCAGACCCGGGGAAAGGGGAGAGAAAGGAGACCAAGGAAAACCGGGCGAGAUGGGUCAAAGAGGGCUUCCUGGAGAGCAAGGAUUCACAGGACCGCCAGGACCUUUGGGGCCUAAAGGUGAAGGAGGUGAUAAAGGAGAACCCGGAAGAAAUGGAGACCCAGGUCCACCAGGAUUGACAGGCCCUCAGGGUCCCUCUGGGCUGCCAGGCAAUGUGGGCAUUCCAGGCAGUAUUGGUCCACCUGGUAUUGCUGGACAGAGAGGGGCGAAGGGUGAAGGAGGCAAAGACGGCCCCCCUGGACCACAUGGUCCAAUCGGUGCACCCGGUUUAAGAGGAGAAAUUGGUUUACCAGGAAAGAGCAAAGAAGGACCGAAGGGUGACACGGGACCUCCGGGUCCAGCUGGACCUCCAGGACUGAAGGGUUUGCCCGGUCCAUCGGGAAUGCAGGGGAUGCCUGGAGCCAGAGGACCACCGGGAGAGGGGACCACCGGACCCCCAGGUCCUCCUGGUUCUCCAGGGUCUACUGGAGCUGCGGGUUUGAGAGGACCUCCGGGGGUGACCGGACCACAGGGUCCCGCUGGACACAACGGUUUGCCUGGAAGACCUGGAGAAAAAGGUACUCCUGGAGAACAGGGAAAAGCUGCGGAUCUUUCCGAUUUAAACCUGAAGGACAUAUGUCGAGAUUGUCCUCCAGGACCGGCUGGACCUCCGGGUAUCCCUGGAGCCCUGGGAGAAAAAGGUCAUACUGGACCACCUGGUAAAAACGGUCAAGACGGUUAUCAGGGGCAACCUGGACCAACUGGACCUUCAGGACCGCCUGGUGCUGAUGGAGCCAAGGGGGUCAAAGGUGACAGAGGUCCUGCAGGAGCCGGUGGAGAUAAAGGAGAGAAGGGUGCUCCAGGAACGUCUGGAUAUCCAGGGGCGGCGGGUGCUAUGGGACCACCUGGUAAUGAUGGAAACCCAGGGCCUGUCGGACCACCGGGAGCACCUGGAGAAAAGGGUAAAGAGGGUCUAAAGGGAAUUCAGGGACCGCCAGGACUUCCAGGUCUGAUGGGCAUGAUGGGUAAACCCGGAAAGGACGGCAGACCUGGAGAACAAGGAGAACCGGGCAAACAGGGCGAGCCAGGACCAUCGGGUAGAGAUGGACUUCGAGGAAUGCCUGGUUUCAAAGGUCAUAGGGGAGAAUCAGGAUCUCCAGGGUCAAAGGGCGAGGACGGGAAGCAGGGUUCUCCUGGGCGUGAAGGUCCAUCAGGAAAAGACGGUAACGCAGGACCACCGGGGCCGGAGGGCAUGCUAGGACCACGAGGAGAACCGGGUCAACCGGGAAUACAAGGGCCGGCAGGCAAACCUGGAGCUCAGGGCAAUCUUGGUCAACCAGGACACAAAGGUGAAGCGGGCAGCCCGGGACUACCUGGAUUUUUAGGUCCUAAAGGGCCGUCGGGUCCGGCUGGUCCAAUUGGCCCAGAGGGGAAACAAGGUAUGCCGGGAAAAGCAGGGGACAGGGGCCAAAAAGGAGAAAAGGGUGAUAAUGGAAUAAAAGGUGACAAAGGACCCGUCGGCGAUCCGGGCAUCCCAGGUACAUCGGGACCUCCAGGUAGGAAGGGUCACACGGGUAUGAUGGGUAUGUCUGGACACCCGGGUGAAGUGGGUCUUACCGGGCCUCCUGGGACCCCAGGACAGCCGGGUCUUCCAGGACAAAGAGGCGAGACGCCAUCACUGGAACAACUGCGGAGACUCAUUCAAGAGGAACUUUCCAAACAAUUAGAUGCUAAAUUGGCCUACCUCAUGGCUCAGAUGCAGCCCUCGCAUAUAAAGAGCACGGCCGGGCGUCCCGGUCCACCUGGUCCCACAGGUAAAGACGGAUCUCCCGGUCGACAGGGACCAUCCGGAGAGCCUGGAAUGCCUGGACAAAAUGGAGCAGAAGGAUCCAGAGGACCAGUGGGUCCCAAAGGUGAACGAGGAACAAAAGGGGAGAAGGGAGAGGAUGGAAUUGGGCAAAGAGGAGAGACUGGUCCAAGUGGUCCCAUUGGUCCUCCAGGAAUGCCGGGAUAUGGAAAAGACGGUCUUCCUGGAGCCGCAGGAGCUCAGGGAGAGCCCGGUAACCCUGGUCCUCACGGUCAGCCCGGACCAUCUGGACCAACUGGGCAGUGCGACCCUUCACAGUGUGCCUACUACGCCAGCCUGGCAUCACGACCUCACACCAAAAACGUCAAGGGGACUUAAUAUCCCCCUUAACGUGCUGGACUAUAACAUCUAUUUAUGAACUUGGACAUUUAUCCAAGACCCGUUUGGAGAGUCUGAGAGGUGUGUGAAUGUGUGUGUGUGUGUGUGUGUGUGUGUAAAUGAAGUAUCACGCUAAUAACCCUUUGUACACAUCUUUAAUAACCCUUGGCACUUUUAACCCUGGGUUAACACUUGUACUGUAAUAUUGAAAGUGUCAGCACUUAGACUUACUGUCGGCACUUUGUGUUUUUUGGGAUUUAACCCCGAAUUAGGAAGUGAAUCUUGCCACAAAAGUAUUUUUGUGGAUGUACAGUAUUGAUCAGGUUAGCAAUUCAUUCUUGGGAAGGUUUCGAGGUUUUACUGUGGUAAACUCCAGUCUUACAUUAAACCCAGGGUUAAGAUUAGCCUUUGUUAUGGGUUAUUCUUUAAAAACAUGCCCAUCAGGGUUUUUCUUUUUAAAUUGGCAAGAGUCCAGUGGCCUCGUUUAUAAAACGUGCGUACACACAGAUCUGAUCGUAAAACAUGCGUACGCAAAAAUACACAACAACGUUCAUAUUUAUAAAAACGGUCUUUGACGUGGAAAAGUGCUGCAGUUUUUUGGAAAAGUAAGUCAUUCCUGCCGCUUGUAUGUGAUUUGUACCUUGACAGGUGCUCUUUCAUACAUCAAUGACAUUAUUUUGACAUCAUUAAAAGACGGAGAUCGUAAACUGUUAAGCUGCGCGCAAUUUCACCAUCACUUGCGAUUUAUAGAUUUCACAUCUGAUAAAGGUGUACACACGUUUGCUUUGCGUACGCUCCUUCUAUGAAUCACAAGUACGCACUUUAAGAAAUUAUCGUAAAAUCUAAUUUAGGACAUUUCCCCGUUUAAUGAAGGAAAGUUUGUACAUUUCACACUGUGAUGUCAUGAUGACACGGUCUUGCUGACAGUAUUCAGUGAUGCCAUUGGCCUGUAGUCCUAUUGAUAUUAUAUUAUAAGAUGUUGGGAGGUUCUGUUGACUUCACUUAUCAAUAAGGAUUGGAGACACGCAUACGGUGUCCUUUCCUGCUUUUGUAAUGUAGCUUCAAAGAUUUUUAUAAGAUACAUUAGUUUUUAGUCAUGAAUUAUAAUAUACUGUUUUGAUUAGUUCAUUUCUAUGCUUUUCUUCUUCGAAGAGGACUCAAAGGCUUGUGAAUCAGCUGGUUUGUCAUAUAACACAUAUGAAUGAAUGAUGAAUUAACCCCAGAGAGGGUUGGGACUAGAGUAGUUCACAUUUUUAGGGCAUCACCUGAUUCUUGGAUCCUUCAGGACUUGAAUCUAAAUGGGUUAAAAUUUUACAUCAAUUUGUCUGUUUAGCUGCAGCUUUCCUAUUAACUUCCAGGAACUAUUGAGAGGCUCCAUAUUCCGCCGUUGUUGUAAAAACUGUUCCAUGUAGUCAACAGAGUCUCUCUCAACGGCUCUGGUUAACACAAGACAUAACAUUUGGGGUGUUGUGUCUCUUUAAACUCGAGUUUAUGUUGAUGGACAGUUUAUUUCUUUGUUGUAUCUGAAAGACCAUCAAGUGCCUUUUUAAAUUAAAACAUUUUUGCACAUCCUGUCAUAAAAAGCCAGAAAAACCUGCCAUUGCCAUUUUCACUUUAAAUCGUUGGUUCUUUGUCAUUUUUCAUAUGGUGGAACACCCAAAAAAAAUUAUGAGCAUGAUGGAACAUGCAGUACCAUCAGAAAUGUUUUAACGGCUCGAUUUCUCAUACAGUUCCAAUUAAAGGCCUUGAGAGAGAAAAAGAGAGAGAGAGCAAGAGAGUGGGAGAGAGAACCUCAUCAGUUCAGCGCAAGCAACGUGAUACCAAUAAUAUUUCAAUAUGAAAAGUUCAAGCUUCUGCCGACAUUAAUCUUUUCUUUGAGAAUUUUUGUGAUUUUAUACUGUAAACUUCUGUUUUCUUUGAUUUCUCACAGAGCUUUAGUACAUUUAUCAUUAUUGACAUAAAAUUAUUCCCCAUGAUAGCGUGAUUCUUAUGUGCUUGUGUGCCCUAACUCGUCGCAUUUAAGAAAUGAUGUUUUGAUACCACGCAAUGUAUUUUGCCAAGCUCACCUUAUUGCUAUGCAAAGUUAUGUAAAUGUAUGGUGCUUUAUUUCAACGCAGGCCAAAGUCAAACGCAUCGCUAUCAUUUUCACCUCCAACAUAUUUAAAUAUAGUUGAGUUUGUAUUCACUUGUUAGAUUGGCUUCUUUGAGCUGUUAAUGAGCGACUGAUUUUGUUUAUGCAUAUUAGUUUGAGUUAAAUUAUUGUAAUGAAGUUCAGGUGCAGGCAAUGUAAAUGAGUAUAAUUUAUGCAUGGUACACUGUACCUGUUAUACUGGUUCUCUGGUGCUAUUAUUUAGCUUAAUUUAGUUGAUGUG